Molecule: messenger RNA, 4872 nt
Organism: Amoebophrya sp. A25
Lineage: Eukaryota; Dinophyceae; Syndiniales; Amoebophryaceae
Source: the annotation of a GenBank genome assembly
AAAUUUGACUGGUGAGUGAGUGACUCAAGUAGACGAUCUUCACACGGAUUCAACUAACAAGACCUUCUUCAAUGACAUCCUCAUCGUUGGAACAUGGCGCCACGUGUGAAAAUACAACAUGAAGAACGAGGCAGAAAGAGCUAUUCCUAUUCCCAUCGUUCAUCUUUUGUGCGACUUGGCAACUGUUUCAUCACGUGUGCUGUUGUCUGUGCAGCGACUGCGACAGCGACUCAGCAGCCCACAGACCUCCAUGCGGAGGAGUUGGUGAAGAGUUAUCAGAGACGUGUGACAAAGAGUGCUGGCAAUCGUGGAUCGAUACGCUUAGGAACCACAUCCUCAUCCUCGAGGACGAAUGUUAUGAAUGAAAUGCUGCCUGAAAGGGCGAAAAUGACAUACUUAAGCAUUUUCGCAUGAAAAAAACACUAGUACUUUAAAAUCCUAACAAGGCUCGUCAAAGGGAAAGACAAAAGAUAAAAACUUUGUAUAAGAAGAAGACAAGAAAACAGAAUAUUCACCAAAUUCUUUCUAUCUUCAUAAUCAAGACCGAGGAACUAGAUGCAGAAGCUAUAGUAGACGAGGCAUUGCACACGCCGCAUCAAUAUUGGACACAGCGUGGACUCGCGAACUCCAUCACGCAUUUUUAUGGUUGGCAUACUCAUUAGCCCUUGUAGAAACACCAAUAACGAGUGCUCUUGCUCGGAGCUUGAUGUCUUUGUCACCUUCUUUCUAUGUAUAGUAGCAAUUAAUUUUACUGUAACAGUAACCUCCUCCAGUAUGUUGUAACCACGGAUAUUCAAGCUUUCUCUCUAAUAUUCGAUCAAGACGAUAACUGUGCGGAAGGCUCUUUCGUGUGAUGCGUCGGUCUCCUGGGCAAACGCGUUUCAAGGCGAAUAUAGAGCCUGUAAAUUGCCGAAAAGGGAAACUCAUGUUAAGAUCCUUCUGAACUGAUCUACUAUUCUUGUGGAUUCUUGUUAAAUGUUGUUAUUUUCGUAGGUAUUUGUUACCUACUCUCAGUCUCACAAAUCUGAGAAAGACAAUGAACUACCGUAAAGUCCACCCAACAUUACAUUCAUUAUACCUAACAGUUGUCCCAAACUAGCAACAAGGUCUAAUAGUCCUGAAAAGAGGAAGGAAACCACCCUCCGAACGAGUUCCAGUGGUAGCAUAGGUGGUGGUCUCCAUACUGGCUCUAGUAGUAGCACAAGUGGUGGUCCGCGACGCCUGGAGUAUUCUGUGAGUAUCGCGGACUUAGGCGGCGGCUGUGGGCACUACAACUACCACAUUCGCAGAGAGGAUACGUUUCGGCAAGGUGCUUUCUAUGUGACAAAAAGCAGAUUCGUUAGAGGAAGCAAUUAUCCAAAAAACGACGUAGGAGGACAACAUGACACCACAAAGAACGCAGCAGAUGCAGCUGUAAGAACAAAAAGAGAGGAAGAACGAGAAGAAGGAGACGGCUUUGAGGAGUUACACGUGUGGAACAAUAAUACGUUCUUUGCGGACUGUUGGAAUUGUACUGUCUUCCGCCAUCAUAGGUGGCCAAGACACCAACUUCUUCGAUUAUGGGCCAUGACAUAAUUACACCCUUUUCUAACAUUCUUGGCCUUGUUUUUGAUCGUGACUAUACUUAGUUAGAAAAAACAAAAAGGCCAAGAAAGGAUGUUCCAAGAAUGUACUGAGUUCUGAAGGAUGUUCUGAAGUGUAGUGCACAGGCUUUAAUGCGAAGAGGUGACGCAGCAACCCGACUACCGCCACCGCAAGAUGCUAAAUCCUAUGGAAUUCACGGAAGUGAAAGACACGACAAGUUCAUUAAGGCUUAGCUUUCUGUAGUCACAAUCUUACUCUAUAAAGAAAUGUUGGCUUUGAGUUCGGCUCGGUAGAAUUCAUUCUGUGAUAGUUCUGAUACUGAUGAAUGUAUUCGCGUUCAUCUCGUUCGACGAGAUAGAGAAAAGAAGCAAUAUUCAAUGGGGAAAGGAGAUUCAUUUACAUUUUUGGCGAUAACCGAAUAGUCAAAUACAACUCUUACAUUGUUCUGUUUCUACUAGCGAAUAUCUUCCAUUGAUAUUUUCUUUGAUGGUUGGUAGGUGCUAUUUGCUGUUUUGACAUUUCUAAUGACAGCAGACUGCAUGACGAACGCGCGAAAGGCGCAUCCUCUAGCACCGCUGAGAAGAAAGUGCACGAGUUAUGGUCGGCUUGUUUUGUCCAUCUUUCUCACCUUCUCGGUGAUCUUUUCCAAUGAAAUAGGAGGAAAGUAAGGCUGCAUCGAGAUGAACAAGUGGCACGUGAUCUUUUCCCAUGAAAUAGACGAAAAGUAAGGCUGCAUUUAUGAAGAGGAACAAGUGGCUGCACAGAUGUACUCUAGAAAGUAUACACUGACUCUAACACGACCUUUGAUGAAUAGUAAUCCCAUCGACGACGACUUAGUGGUGCGUGUACGGUUGAAGCCGGUGGUUACUUUGGAAGGACAGAUUUUUGGAAGCGAGCUUGUAGGCGUUAAUGAGCUGAAUCGAGACAAGGGGAUCUGCGGACCGGAGAUGUUCAAACUCGUUCAUUUUAUGGCACAUGAAAGCCCGCAGUUCGACGAAGACCUUAGUUUGUGUUACACCACGCAUCUCUGACUUUGUCUGUUUGUGAAAGGGAAACUGCAAGUGGCGAACAUGAGUGUUGAUGACAUGAUCAAGAGAAAAACAUCUCUAGGUGGUCGAUUUCCAAAGAGGGAGAAGAACUACUCGACAACUACGUACGAGAAGAGGUGUUCAAGAGAAAAACAUCUCGAUCUCUAGUCGAAAAUGCGUUGCAAGUUGAUAGGUUUUUUUCGGUACAAUUACUUGCCCUCCUAUCUUUAGAUGCCAAAGUAGUCGAUAUCUUCUUUGUAUAACCUCAGGGUGGUCUUCCAAUUAUUUCCUGAAUCUGGCAGAACAUUUCGACAACCACGAGAAACAACAAGCAGACUACGACAAAGGGCUGGCUUUGCGGAGGCUCCUCCAUGAGCGGUUAGUGACAGGCCGCAGCGGCGACAAGGAGAACAGCCUUGACCCUGGUCACAUGGUCGAAGGCGGAAGGCAGCAGGAGCAGAAAGUGAUAGAACCUGUUAAGGCCACUGUAACUGUAAACUAAUAAUUCAUCUUUUGGACCGAGCACGACGAGCCGUUUGGCUAGCUUUUUCUAGAGAAUUAUGGCUAAUCGUUUGGCGCAUGAACCUUUUGCGUAUCUUUUUGUAGAGAGAGUCAACAUUGCUGAAAGAUGUUGAAGUUCCAAGACACAGUAGUUUCUUCGUACCUCUAAGGGUGAAUCCGGCGGACCAUAUUUUAUUGCAGCAAUGAAAGGGAAUGGUGGCGUCGACGACAUAAAGGCAUCUUCAGCAUCCAUGCCGACUACUUUCGACUGGGUUGUUUCGUUGGAGGUGGGUGAGCACAUUCCCAAGGGUGCUCCAAGUGAAGCAUAUUUAAGGCUGCUCGAAGUGAUACUCCGGUUUACUCAUAUUAGUCCAUCCUAGCAACAGUUUUCUUCGAAUCAGCAGCCGAUGAUUUUUAGAAGCCUCUGGUUUAUAUGACUACAGAUUAUGAAAUUAUCUACUUAAGAAGUUAUAGCUUUGGUUUCCAGAUAGAACUGCAAUUAUCACAAACACGCAGAUUGGAUGAAGAUUCUCUCCAAGAAGCAAGUAGAGUUCCAGUGGGUAGACUGAAAAAGGACUACAUUACAUCCUGUAGCUACACGAGUGUCAAAAGACUGAAACUAGACACCUUGAUGUUGAUGUAAAGACUGAAACUAGCCAUCUGGGUGCAUACACUGAAGCUAGGCCCCUUUCUGGGUGUAUACACUGAAGCCAUCUGGGUGCAUACACUGAAGCUAGAUAUCUUUCUACCACCACCACCGUCUACAAUGUGGCGCCACUAGAUUCCUUGCAGUGAGUCGCGGGGAUCUGCUCCUACAGUUUUUCGCGAUAUAUACUGAGUACACCUGGCACUACUGGACAUGAUCAUAGCAUCCACUUACGUCCACAGCAACUUCUAACUUCCUUUUCGAAUCUCGUACGGCUUGCUCGCGUUGGGAUCAUCCUAUCUUGGGGCAUACCUGGACAAGAAGGUUGGGGUCAUGUCAAUCUACAGUCGAAUACGUGGGUGCAAGCGGAGAUGUUGAAGAGGGGGUUUGCUUACGAGGAAAGCAUUUCGGAGGCAUUUCGGCAGAGAGCGAUUACCCUGUUCUGGUUUCGAGAGUCCCUCAUGGUGUUUAGAAAAAUGUGAACAUCACUUCUGGAUUCUCACGAUUAUUUGACUCGCCUACCAGAAGAGCGAGCCCCCAGUACUUUCCCAAUUUUUUAUAAUAUACUUAUCCGCUGUGUCCCCCAUGCUCUAGUAGACGAGUUUCUUCUUCACAUUCUUAACGCGAGAUGCGCUGUAGCCGAAUUCAGUCAUUCACUGAUUCACUGCAUGCUGAUGUUUUUUUUUCUGUGGAUCGAUAUGAUUAUUUAGUGUGAAAUGGAUUCAUAUUGUUCAUGGAUCGUCUAAAGAAACAUGACUUCACUUCUUCUAUAUGUCAUUGUAACCCUCAUGUUCUUUCAUAGUAUGGACUCUUCGUACUCCCAGGUUUCUGAUUGUACUUACGCCCCUGUAUAAUUGUUAACGCAUGACCGUAUUUCGACUGAUACUUCCCGUGUAGGUGACAGCUUUUCGCAGCGACACACGCACACCUCUUUUCUGUCAGACUCCCUUUUUAGAAAUAUCACUUGCGUUUAUUCGCACUUCUGCUGUUCACACAUGAUGAUAGAUUUUCUUGGAGAGCAGGCGGCAUGAAACACCGACCUUGUGACGCUCUGUGACACAGAAAUGGACGAAAGCGUGAUAAACAUUCGUGUUAGUGCGACUGCCCCUUCAU